AUGAACAUGGAACACUUAUGGGCAACUCUUGCAGUACUUAUGAUAGCCAACCUAAUUCUCUGUAUGUCGGAGGAGCAUGCACAUGGAAGGGCAGAUCUAACCUGCAACGAAAUCCACAACGGCACAAACGAGGGAACAAUUCACAACCCGAUGUACCCGGACAAUGAUCAUGGUACCAAAUUCUGCAAUUAUCAGAUUACGGUUCCCUCCAACAAUCAAGUUGCUCUGAGCUUCCCUGAGCUUAAAUUUGUGCAUUCCGACUCGGCAAUCUUUUUGUUCGACGGCCCCGAUUGCAUGUCCCGACGAAUCGGACACGUGUGGUACCUGAAAGAUAAUCCACUCAUUUCUUCUGGAAACAGUAUCACAGCAUUGCUGACUGUUCAAAAUGGAGCUGAGGUUUGGGGAUUCAAAGGAAAUUAUUCUACAGGUGCAUCGACUCUGCAAACGGCUCAAGGUGACUGCGGAGGAGAGUUGCGUGGGCCAAAUGGAAAGUUCUCGUUUCGAAAGAAUUCAUCAAGUCUAGUUGUCUGCGUUUGGCGAAUCACGGUAACUCCUAGAAGAAAAGUGAAGCUCAUUUUCAACUCUCUAACUCUGGCAGCCUUCAACCCUCUGUUGCGUGUGUUAGACGGAAGCACCUGUGGAGGCCUUAUGCUCUCAGAGCUUUCUCGUACUUCCAGCAUUCCUCAAAGCGGCAUCGUCUCCAAUAGCAAUACGAUGACGGUGGUGUACACAGAGGCAUAUGUUGGAGCGGAGUUGACAAAUAUUGAUGCCUCUUUUUCAGAGAUUAUAACGGAGGUCACCACAACCACCGGGACGGGUACAACGCCAAUCAGGACUACCCCAACUAGUUCGACGAAAACCACCAAUGGAGAUAUAAAGGCAGAUCUAACCUGCUACGAAAUCCACAACGGCACAACCGAGGGAACAAUUCACAACCCAAUGUACCCGGACAGUGAUCAUGGUUCCAAAUUCUGCAAUUAUCAGAUUACGGUUCCCUCCAACAAUCAAGUUGCUCUGAGCUUCCCUGAGCUUAAAUUUGCGCAUUCCGACUCGGCAAUUUUUUUGUUCGGCGGCCCCGAUUGUAUGUCCCGACGCAUCGGAUACGUGUGGCACCCGGAUAUUAAUCCACUCAUUUCCCCUGGAAACAGUAUCACAGCAUUGCUGACUGUUCAAAAUGGAUCUGAGGUUUGGCGAUUUAAAGCAAAUUAUUCUACAGGUCACUGCGGAGGAGAGUUGCGUGGGCCUAAUGGAAAUUUCUCGUUCCGAACGAAUGCAUCAAGACUAGUUGUCUGCGUUUGGCGAAUCACGGUAACUCCAGGAAGAAAAGUGAAGCUCAUUUUCAACUCUCUAAUUUUGGCAGCCUUCAACCCUCUGUUGCGUGUGUUAGACGGAAGCACCUGUGGAGGCACUAUGCUCUCAGAGCUCUCUCGAAAUUCCAGCAUUCCUCUAAACGGCAUCGUCUCCAAUAGCAAUACGAUGAUGGUGGUGUACACAGAGACAACUUUCGGAACGGGGUUGACAAAUAUUGAUGCCUCUUUUUCAGAGGAUAUAAAGGCAGAUCUAACCUGCAACGAAAUCCACAACGGCACAACCGAGGGAACAAUUCACAACCCAAUGUACCCGGACAGUGAUCAUGGUUCCAAAUUCUGCAAUUAUCAGAUUACGGUUCCCUCCAACAAUCAAGUUGCUCUGAGCUUCCCUGAGCUUAAAUUUGCGCAUUCCGACUCGGCAAUCUUUUUGUUCGGCGGCCCCGAUUGUAUGUCCCGACGCAUUGGAUACGUGUGGCACCCGGAUAUUAAUCCACUCAUUUCCCCUGGAAACAGUAUCACAGCAUUGAUGACUGUUCAAAAUGGAUCUGAGGUUUGGCGAUUCAAAGCAAAUUAUUCUACAG
Dicrocoelium dendriticum is the source of this 1891-nucleotide messenger RNA. Lineage: Eukaryota; Metazoa; Platyhelminthes; Trematoda; Plagiorchiida; Dicrocoeliidae. The record is from the annotation of a GenBank genome assembly.